ACAUUCAAUGUUCAUAUUCAUCGACUAACUCCCUCGUUUAUUUUCAUACGAUUCCUUUUUACAUCCCCGCUACCAUUUACAAUAUCAUACAAGACGAUGGCGAGUAAGAAGACCAGACAUGUCACGUUUACAUUGCCAUUUGAAGUCGACAACCGGACGGAAAAACUUCCAGUGAGUAAGGUGUCCAGACAUGCUGCGUGUAAAAUGCCGAUCGAAGUCGACGAACGACCAAAGAGACUCCCAGUGUCCAUAAGACUAGACCCAACAGUAGCUGGAAUUAUCGUUGAGGUGAGAAAGCUAAAGGAUGACGUUGCACAAGUGCAAAGGGAUUUGGCAGUGGAAACUGCAGCCAGAAAUGAAUUGCAUUUGUGCGUGGAACAGCUAAAGGUUGAUAAUGCCGAAACGAAACAAUUAAUGGCCCAGGCAGCCAAUGAUGUUCGCAAUCCGAAUAAUUCCGCGAAAACAUUGAAUCUACUGAUGAAAAAAUUACCAUGCAAAUCACUAGAUGAAUUGGAUUGGUUGUUAGCCUUUAUCGCCAACCGCAGUUUGCAAUGGACGGACUACAUUAAAUUGAUUGGGGGAACCGAUUUUAAUUCUGCCAUAAAAACGAUCUUUAAUACCGUAAUGGAGCGCUCGGUACAGAAACAAUUAUCUUGGACCGGUCUUCACAGCAAAAAGCCAAGCUUGAAAUUCAAAUACAAAAGAAUUGUUGACGGAAUUCAUGUUGCAAUGAAGGAGCAGUUUAAGGAUUACACGAUUGUUCGAGGAGAAGCAAAAAUGCAAAGUCUUCUGAAAAAUGCAGCUCAAAGCUCCUGA
Messenger RNA from Bradysia coprophila, 816 nucleotides. RefSeq lists its product as uncharacterized. The record is from RefSeq and is a predicted model, not a curated record. Lineage: Eukaryota; Metazoa; Arthropoda; Insecta; Diptera; Sciaridae.